Messenger RNA from Necator americanus (New World hookworm), 783 nucleotides. RefSeq lists its product as uncharacterized. Gene Ontology annotation, molecular function: single-stranded DNA binding; double-stranded DNA binding; histone H3K4 methyltransferase activity. Bases 1 to 783 code for a protein of 260 amino acids. Gene Ontology annotation, biological process: double-strand break repair via nonhomologous end joining; replication fork processing; DNA integration. Gene Ontology annotation, cellular component: site of double-strand break; condensed chromosome; nucleus. Lineage: Eukaryota; Metazoa; Nematoda; Chromadorea; Rhabditida; Ancylostomatidae. The record is from RefSeq and is a predicted model, not a curated record. The transcript is spliced from 2 exons.
AUGGAAGACUCAGAAGAAAAUGUUCUGGAAUUAUAUAAAGACACUACCGGUUGUAUACAGAUAACAUAUCUGGCCCCUCUUCCUUGCCUAUUUCAUCCUACAUUGACCGAACAUUCCACCCAUAUUCGACACGUACUCCUUUACGAGUUCGAAUCUGGCCACCCCGCCACUGAAGCCCAUCGAAACUUAAGUCAAGUAUUUGGCACUGAACCCGCUUCUGAGCGGUCUGUGCGUGCCUGGUUCCAGCGCUUCAAAGCCGAAAACAAGAAAAUCGAAGAUGAGCCUCGCUCUGGUCGACCGACUGCAAUAUCGUUCGACGAACUGAACAAUCUGGCGGAGCGUCACUCAAAUGAAAGUGUGAGGUAUUUUGCUGCCAGUCUUGGCUGUUCGCUCUCCACCGUGAGCAAUGGACUGCGAUCUCUCGGAGUGGUGAAAAAGCUCGGUCGGUGGCUCCCACAUGCAUUGAGCGACAAAGACGUUUGGACAUCUGCACUCAGCUGCUCUCGAGAAGCCGAAGAUUCGACUGACUGGACACCAUUGUUACUGGAGAUGAAAAAUGGGUCCUCUACGUCAACCACAAAUCACAAACGUGCGUGGUGCGCUAGCGAUCAAAUGCCGGAUCCCUUCGUGAAAGGUGAAAUCCAUGAGAAGAAGGUCAUGCUGAGCGUCUGGUGGGGAGUUCGUGGAAUCUACCGUUUCGAACUGCUGCCAGACAACACGACAGUUACUGCCGAGGUCUACUGCGCUCAACUGCAAAGGCUGGCCGAUAAGAUCUGCAAGUAG